This is a messenger RNA of Hippocampus zosterae (dwarf seahorse), 4817 nucleotides long. RefSeq names its product Sad1 and UNC84 domain containing 1b (gene sun1b). The record is from RefSeq and is a predicted model, not a curated record. Gene Ontology annotation, molecular function: protein-membrane adaptor activity. The transcript has 23 exons. Gene Ontology annotation, cellular component: nuclear envelope; meiotic nuclear membrane microtubule tethering complex. Gene Ontology annotation, biological process: nuclear envelope organization. NCBI's taxonomy places the organism in Eukaryota, Metazoa, Chordata, Actinopteri, Syngnathiformes, Syngnathidae. Bases 498 to 3671 code for a protein of 1057 amino acids.
CAAAUGUCCUUGAAUGCUGCAAGUGUGAUUGAAAGCUGCUGGUGUAACCGAAUGCAACUCGGUCCUGUCGAAUGCCGUCAAGUGUUCUACUGUCCGCUGCAAGCGAGUGCAGCCCCGGCAGCUGUCAGGAGCACAUCGGGCUCCUCCAAUGGAUUUGAAGCCGCCGUGCAAAGUGGGAGGAUCAGCCGCACAGCAUCACGGCAGCCAUCCUUUUGGCUUUGUCCGCCCGGGAAGCCAUUUUGGAAACAACAACACACUAACACACUCCCUCCCUCACUCCAGCCUCCCAACUUUCAAUCGCGUUCAAGAGCACACAGGGUCGCGCCGCAAACCAUAAAGAAGAUUUUGAUUCCCUUUUCUGAUUUUUUUUUUCCUUGGGAAAUGCCGCUGGAGGAAGUUUUGCUUGUCGCCAGUCAACAGUGGAUUUUGGCCGUUUGGGAAUCGCUGUAGGAUGAUACCGUUCAGGGAUUCGCAGUACACGGUCUAAACAAAGAAGAAUGACCAUGGAUUUUUCCCAACUGCACACAUACACGCCGCCACAGUGUGCUCCAGAGAACACCGGCUAUACCUACUCUCUCAGCUCCAGCUACUCAACGGCAGCGUUAGAGUUUGAGAAGGAGCACCACAUUGCUCCGGUGUACGAGUCGCCCAGGAUGUCACGUCGGAGCCUGCGUCUGCAAACCGUUGCCGGUCACCAUGGCAACGACAGCCUUAUGGACUACACCCAGAGCCAGAGCAGCUAUACCACCAGGAAAGAGUCACGGACUCUGCGGAGCCGAAAGCUGCAGUCCAGUUCCAACGCCAUGUCUUUCUCCCUGAGCCAAGCCGGCACGCCGAGGAAGAACCUCAGCUUCUCGGCCGUCAGCACGCCGAUAAACAGCAGCACGAGGGUGGAGGAAAGCAACGCGGCGUUUGACGCCAGCCGUCACACGGGCAUCGGGGACCAGGCUCGGCUCAGCCAGCGCACCAUCACUACGACCACAACCACGAUGACUAUCGACGGCAUCCGGGGCAGGACGUCCCAAUCCGAGCUCAGCUCGUCGAACGUCAACGGCGACGUCGGCGCUUCCAAGUCCCACGCGACGCUCGCCAACGGCUACAUCUGUAAAGACUGCUCCUGUCAUUCGCAAACGAGUGACUCCCUCAUCACUCACCCUUCACUGACAUCUUCGUCGCCAUCGUCACACGCGGAGGAAGUGUGCACCCAUGCCGGCUACUCGUCGUCACCUUUCACAAGCAUAUACUCCCGAGACCGGAGUCGAAAUAGCAAGACAGGUGUCCUAACUUCGAUGUCGAAUACGUGUGUGCGCCUGAGCAAAAAAGUCCUGGCCCCGUUUGUCUCGAUCGUCACUAUGCUAUACAGCAGCGUGCUCUGGGUGCGCACGCAAACCACAAGCGGCACGCCGGGAAGAGCGGGCGUCUUUGCAUCGUGUACGGACGCCUUGAGACAGACGGCGUCCUCCAGUCUGUCUCAAAUGUGGCUGCUCAAACGCAGGGUGACGGGCGACAGAUCUAAAGACUCUCAAGUACAAGCUCACUCGAGUUAUUGUGGGAGCAUGAAUGUCAAAGAUCUGGUGACGGAAGACUCAUCGCAUCUCAAUCUCAAUGGUUCCCUAUGUGAUGACUGUAAAGGGAAGGAGUACUCUGAGACACACGCCGUCCUCCUCACUCAGUCCUCCAGGUCUCGGCGCCUGGCGGGGGCGCUGUGGAGCCUUCUGGCUUGCACAGGUUACUACCUCCUCCAGCCGGGUCAUUCUGUGGUGAGAGGCGCUAAAGCUUUGGGCUCAGGUGUUGGGACACUGACACAGAGACUCCUCACGCUGCUGUGGACAAUUCUCGCAGCUCCAGUGAAGGCAGGCCAAGGUCUAAUUUGGGUUCUUGCCAGUGGCUGGUACCAUCUUGCCUCCCUCAUGUCUGUUCUCAACGUCUUCUUUCUGACACAAUGUCUUCCCAAACUCUGGAAGCUCCUGCUGCUUCUUCUGCCGCUACUGCUCCUCUUAGCUUGGUGGCUGUGGGGUCCGUCGGCUGCCGUGCUCCUUGGCUACCUACAGGCCAUAACCAUCACAGAGUGGCGACCUUCCUCUCCCGUCACCUACCUUUCCAACUUGAUACCAGCCUCUGUUCCAGUUUCUGUACCUCCUGCAAACCUUCCCCAGACCUCCGCUCCCGUCUCACAGAUGCCGCCAAUUGUAGCCCCGAGUUUGGACUUGGAGCGCCUCGAACGUCUGGAACGCCAGCUAACUCUGCUGUGGCAGCGAGUCCAACAGAGCGACCAGAAGCAGGAGCAGCAUCACACGGACAUAUUAGCUCUGUACUCCACCCUGAGGGAGAAACUCCACAGCGAGACCGACAGGGAGACACUGGGACUGUGGGUGUCAUCGCUGUUGGAGCAAAAGCUGGGCGUGCUGCGCGGAGAGCUGACAAAGGACCAUGCCGUCCGAGAGCAGAGCGAAGAGCAGCUCAAAGCGCUUCAAGGGAGUCAAACGGCGCGGUUAGCUGAGUUGGAAUUGCUACUCGGCGCUCUGGCUGCCAAGACUGAGGCGGUGCAACAGAAGCAGCAACAAUAUGAACUUGACAAAGAAAAAAUGAAAGUGGUCGUCGCUCCGGCUGCAGACGCACCUCCUCUUAGCAAUGUCGGAGUGGGCCAGGAGGAGCACGAUGCGUUGCAGGCGGAGGUGCAGAGACUUGAGCUGGACUUGGGAAAAGUCAGGCAGGACCUGCUGGGCGUCAUGGGAUGCAAGGGCAAGUGUGAGCAGCUGGACUCGCUGCAGGAGACGAUGUCUGCUGAGGUUUCCUCCCAAGUACGCAAAGAACUGCACGCCCUGUUCUUCGGCAGCAGCUCGUCCGGCGAGGCUCAAGGCGAAUUGCCCGAGCCUCUUGUCGUCUGGCUGGGCCAGCAUUACGCGAGCACGGGUGACCUGCGGGCAUCACUGGUCGCACUGGAGCACAGCAUCCUGAGCAACAUUUCCCGGCAGCUGGAGCUCACCCGCGCGCAGACGCUCAGCGAGGCAGAAUCCAAGGCCACGUCCAUUGUUGGCACGGUGACCGGCACGGUGCCGAGCGUUGCUUCUGCUGAGUGCCUUUCAGAAGAGCAAGUAAAAGUGAUUGCCCAGAAUGUGCUGAAGCUCUACUCGCAGGACAAGACCGGUCUGGUGGACUAUGCCCUGGAAUCUGGAGGUGGUAGCAUCCUCAGCACUCGCUGCUCAGAGACGCACGAGACCAAGACGGCCCUCAUGAGUCUGUUCGGGCUCCCGCUCUGGUACUUCUCCCAGUCCCCUCGCGUUGUCAUCCAGCCUGACAUGUACCCGGGCAACUGCUGGGCGUUCAAAGGCUCGCAGGGUUACCUUGUGAUCCGGCUUUCCAUGAUGAUCCGACCCACGUCCUUCUGCUUGGAACACAUUCCCAAAGUGCUGUCCCCCACCGGGAACAUCAGCAGUGCCCCACGUGACUUCACAGUCUUUGGUCUGAGCGACGAGUACCAGGUAGAAGGCGAGUUCCUCGGUAACUACACCUACCAGGAGGAUGGAGACUCACUGCAAAUCUUCCCUAUUAAGGAGCCCACGGAGAAGACUUUCCAAAUCAUGGAGGUGCGGGUGCUGUCCAACUGGGGGCAUCCCGACUACACUUGCUUGUAUCGCUUCAGAGUCCACGGAGAGCCGCGGCCUCAGUGAACAAACCACCACUAGAGACAAACACACUAAACAAAGAUGACCGUUGGACAUUUGUACAUAGGCAAAGGUGAUCUGAAGUUCUCCUGGAUGUUUAUAAAUAAGCGAGUGAAUACUACAAGGUGUGGAUUGUUUAAAAAAAAAAAGUGGAUUGACUGGAUAUUUUUUUUAAUGUGUGUGUGUGUGUGUGUGAGUGUGUGCUGAAAGAAUUCCAGGGACGUCCAAAAUGGAGACUUUUGAGGACAAGAACUGAAGUCCAAAUCUCUUUAUUUCCUAAGACACCUCUUGCACUGAAUGAACCUACAAGGGCACAAGACUCACAAAGCAAGCUACAAUUUUUUUUAACCUGUUUUUAUUUGGCUGGUCAUCAUGUGUCAUCAUUCAUUCCACGCCAACAGUGGAUGGGAAUGUUUUACGACAUGAUGUAAGUCACCCUUUAAGUACACAGCAACACUGCAAACCACACGAGGAGACUCGCAUAUUUACCCGCAUGGACAAAAUGUGUGGGUGUGUUUAUGGAUGGACUCUCCCAAACUUUUUUAACGUACGCUGACGGCUCUGAAAGUCAGAUGCCCGGACCUCCAUUUGGCAAUUUGGAAUGUGUGGAAUCAACGCUUGACAGAUUUUAGGUUUGGUUUUUUUCUGAUUUCCUCUGAGUAACGUUUACCUGCUUCUCAUUAUCUGAGAGCUAGACCGAAUGUAAUCUACCUUUUAUGUCCCAUCAUGCAGGCUGUCUUUUUAUGAAAUCUGCUUUUGUCAGUUGAUUUAUAUCAAAACAACCCAUCGUUAUUGUCUAAUAUUUUAGCCACUGUUUUGGGGGUUGAUAUUUUGUAUGCACUGCAGAUGUGGUCGCUUGUGGCGCAGGGCUGGAGUUUUCUUUAAUUGGGUUGACUUGUCAUUUUGAUUGAAAAUAUAAGUGGAAUGCCUAAAUUAUAUACAAAAGUUUUAUUCCAUUUUUGCUAUUUAUUUAGAGGCCAAUCUAUGACUGGUAUACCAGUUCUCCGUGUAUAUUUUGUCAAAAGCUCUUCAGUUCAUUUUGGAAGCAUCUUGGGAUUUCAUUUUUGUUUUUUAAGAAAAGACAUGGCUAUUUUUGUUCUGUCGCAAGACAAGUGCUUUGGAAAAUAUUCCAAUAAAGAACUUAAUUUUGAA